Messenger RNA from Haliotis rubra (blacklip abalone), 2779 nucleotides. Its product is annotated as neurogenic locus notch homolog protein 1-like. Bases 194 to 2779 code for a protein of 861 amino acids. Gene Ontology annotation, cellular component: membrane. Gene Ontology annotation, biological process: cell communication. The record is from RefSeq and is a predicted model, not a curated record. Lineage: Eukaryota; Metazoa; Mollusca; Gastropoda; Lepetellida; Haliotidae. The transcript has 10 exons.
UCAAUUGUUGAUAGAUGCAGAAGUAGAAGACAAACCUAUUGUGUUGUACCUUUGGUGUUAAUUUAAAACGAGUGGGGGGAAAAAUAAGGAGGUGCAUAUAUGUUAUCCAUUUAGGUGGGCAAACCAGUAUUACAUUUCUGGACAUCAGCAAACAGAGGAGGGGGUAUCCAGCUGUCUACAACCCAAAAGCAUCAUGUGGAGUUUGAGCUACAUGCUUGUUGUGAUUUUCUUGUUUGUUUAUUUGUUUAAGCCCAGUACCAGCAGCGGGCGUGCGGCUGUACAUCUGCUGGAGUAUCACAGGUCAUCAGAUACAGGAUGCAAAGGAAGCUUGUUGUCAUCUAAUGUCUGUGACCUACUGUUCACCAUCUGUUUCCAAGGGUUGUCCGGCAAAGAUUCCUGCACAAAGACGAGUGACAUGUACAAAGCAACGAGGGAUGUCAAAUUUGGGACAAGCAUUAAUGGCGGGAUAGCCAAUCCCAUCCUCAAGUCGUUCACUGCCUUACAGACAGGUGCGGAGGUUGAGGUCAAAGUGGGUGAUGAUUACUGGUUGUCAUCAACACCUCUUCCUCUGGAUGACUUGAAGAUCCCUCUACCGCCGUCUCACAAUGGUGCUACCGUCACGCUUACCAACAGCCAUGCAAGAUUAACACUGACCAUCACUGUGACCUGUGACCCCCACUACUAUGGACCGAACUGUUCUGUCCUGUGUAACCCAGGGUCAGCUGACCACUACACGUGUGGCCCGGACGGGUUAAAACACUGCAUUAAAGGCUAUACCGGAAGUGCUUGCCAACAAACACCGUGCCACAACGUUGCCUGCCAUAACGGAGGAAUGUGUGUUGUAGUAGGGUCAACAUUCAACUGUUCCUGUCCAUCUGGAUUUAGUGGUGUACAUUGUGAGACCACACCUUGUACAAAUAAUUCAUGUCAGAACCAAGGAACGUGUCAUGUUGUUGGAUCGAUAGCCACCUGUUCUUGUAAAUCUGGAUUUAAUGGUACACAUUGUGAGACCAACCCCUGUACAAAGAACCCAUGUCAGAAUCAAGGAACGUGCCGUUUUACUGGAUCAAAGGUCACCUGUUCCUGUAAAACUGGAUUUAAUGGUACACAUUGUGAGACCACACCCUGUACAAAGAAUCCAUGUCAGAAUCAGGGAACGUGUCAUGUUGUUGGGUCGAAAGCUACCUGUUCCUGUAGGUCUGGAUUUAAUGGUACACAUUGUGAGACCACCCCCUGUACAAAGAAUCCAUGUCAGAAUCAAGGAACGUGCCGUUUUACUGGAUCAAAGGUCACCUGUUCCUGUAAAUCUGGAUUUAACGGUACACAUUGUGAGACCACACCUUGUACAAAGAAUCCAUGCCAGAAUCAAGGAACGUGCCGUUUUACUGGAUCAAAGGUCACCUGUUCCUGUAAAUCUGGAUUUAACGGUACACAUUGUGAGACCACACCUUGUACAAAGAAUCCAUGCCAGAAUCAAGGAACGUGCCGUUUUACUGGAUCAAAGGUUACCUGUUCUUGCAAGUCUGGAUUUAACGGACCACUUUGUGAGACCACCCCGUGUACAAAGAAUCCAUGUCAGAAUCAAGGAACGUGCAGUUUUACUGAAUCAAAGGUCACCUGUUCUUGCAAAUCUGGAUUUAACGGUACACAUUGUGAGACCACCCCCUGUACAAAGAAUCCAUGUCAGAAUCAAGGAACGUGUCUUGUUGCUGGAUCGGAAGUCACAUGUUCCUGCAAAUCUGGAUUUAAUGGUACACAUUGUGAAACCACCCCCUGUACAAAGAAUCCAUGUCAGAAUCAAGGAACGUGCCGUUUUACUGGAUCAAAGGUCACCUGUUCUUGCAAAUCUGGAUUUAACGAUACACAUUGUGAGACCACCCCCUGUACAAAGAAUCCAUGUCAGAACCAGGGAACAUGUCAUGUUGUUGGGUCGAAAGCUACCUGUUCCUGUAAAUCUGGUUUUAAUGGUACACAUUGUGAGACCACACCCUGUACAAAGAACCCAUGUCAGAAUCAAGGAACGUGCAUGUUUACUGGAUCAAAGGUCACCUGUUUCUGCAGGUCUGGAUUUAACGGUACACAUUGUGAGACCACCCCCUGUACAAAGAAUCCAUGUCAGAAUCAAGGAACGUGUCAUGUUGCUGGAUCGGAAGUCACAUGUUCCUGCAAAUCUGGAUUUAACGGUACACAUUGUGAAACCACCCCCUGUACAAAGAAUCCAUGUCAGAAUCAAGGAACGUGUCAUUUUACUGUUUCAAUGGUCACCUGCUCUUGUCGUCCUGGAUAUAAAGGAAUGUACUGUGAUGUUCUGUCAAACACAAAGGAAGUCACUCCAUCAAUGGCAGCAUCAUCAACAGACCGGACUCUUCCACAUCUUCCUACUCCAACAGGUUGUCCCCACAACAUCAGUAACUGUGAGUUAGCGGAGUGUCCAGAUCUGACCUCUGUCCGAUGUGUCCGGUGUCGGGCUGGUUACACACAGGUUGAGGGACGCUGCAUGACGUGUCCAACCCGCACCCCUAUCCUGCAUUGUGAGGAGGAACAAUCAGUCGACUGUCUCUUCAGAUGGUGCAACAGGUGCGAGCAGGGAUUCUACCGGGAAGCUGCUGCUUGUGAGGAAUGUCCUUCCCCAAACCCAAUGUGCAACGAAUUCACCUGUAGUGACUCCACUGACGUCACAUGCACCAAGUGCAAAGAUGGAUUCCUGGAAGUAGACGGCCAGUGUCUUCGUGAGUUAUUUCAGCUGAAACACAACGUUAUGCUUACAAGCCUGUUCUGA